AUGGAGGGGGAGGGGGAGGAGAGCCAGAGGUGCUGCCUCACCUCCAAUUCUAGUGCAGUGGGCACUGAAGCUACUUCUGUUAUGGUUACCCAAACCCUUUUCCAUGACCCUGGUGUACUGGAUAGCCUGUCAUGGUGCCCUGCCAAUGGAGGGGAAGUUCCUCCAAGGCAGCAGCUAUGCUUUUCCAUCCUUAUAUCCCUGCCUCCCAGCACUGAGCGGAAGCCAGCCAGUGGUACUAAGCCUGAGAAGCUCCAACAAGCUACCCCUGUCAUCGAAAACCCUGGCCCCAGCCACAAAGAGUCUUCUCUGGAACAUCGAGCAGCAAUCAUCAUUCAGUGUGCCUUCAGGAAGUACCAAGCACAGAAGGAACGAGACCGUCGAAUAAAAGAGCGGGAAGAAUACACAGCCAUAAUGGACCAGCUUCAAAAGGAGGCCUUCCUGGCUAUGGUGAAGCGUGAGCAGGAGCAGGCAAGACGGGAGCGAGAGAAAGAGGAAGAAGAACGGCGAAAGAGACAGGAGGAGCAGAUGCGUAAGAAGCAGAUGUUGGAAGCUGCAUUUGAUGGAGAUGUAGAGGAAAUGAGGGCUGUGCUAAAGGAGGUAGGGGACGUGCUGACCCGGGAGGGCAUAGGCCACGAUGAUCGGGGGAAAGCCCUGAGGUUGAAGAGCCAUGUGGCUAUGGUGGAGUGCACAGAUGCCAAUGAGAACACACCACUGUCGGAGGCUGCAGGAGGAGGGCAUCCUGCUUCAGUCAAGUUCCUUGUGGAGAACGGUGCCAAUCUCAACUGCAAGGGAGCCUUUGGUCGGACCCCUCUGUAUAGAGCUGCCUUUGGUGGACACCUCGCAGUAGUGGAGAUACUCUUGCAGAAUGGAGCAGACCCACGGAUCUAUGCAGAUGACGGAAAUACUCCACAGCAGGUAGCCUCCUUGGAUGCUGUGGUAGAUGUCUUGAAGUCUUGGGAUGUGACUCUCACAGAUGCCAUGCUGAAGAAGAUGGAGGCUGAGCAACAGCGUCGGGCCCAAGAGGCCCAGAAGCAGAAGGACAUUGAAACCAAGCGAAUGGCUUCCAAUGUGCAAGAACUGCAGAAGGAGCAGGAACGAUGUCAUAAGGAGCUGCAGAGAGCCUACUGUGAACUUAACAGGAGGAUCACAGAGCAUGACAAAUGUGAAAGGAAGAACAUGGAUAAAACAGAAAUUACUCUGCAGGCCAUCAAAGAUGCUGAGGCUGUGGUGGAUGAGAUGCGGCUAGCAGCAGAGAAGGCAGAAGAGAAGCUGGCCCUGGCUCGUCUGGAGCUGAGAGAGCAGACUCAGCAGGGGGAGGAAGAACUGCCAGGGCUGAAGUGUUCAGUGGCUGAACUCCAUGAUGUUUUGCUCAAGGAUGUGGGUGAUCGGAUCAAGGCUGAUGGUCGGUGGCCUCUGGUUAUUGAUCCCUCAGGUCAGGCAGCCACAUUCCUUCGCUACCAGGAUACCAACUACCUGGACACCCUCAACCCAGCCCACUUGCAGCCUCAAAGUCUUCGCCUGGCACUGCUUGGGGCCAUCAGGUAUGGAAAACCCCUGGUGUUUGAUAUGCGUGAGAUUGACAUGUUUGAGACCGUGAAAAAGGAGCUAAAUUAUAUCCAGCGUAACCUGGCUGAGGACCUUCUCUCCAAGAAACUGCUAGAAAAUGACAGAUUCUUGGCCCUACUUCGCCCAGAGGAUGGUCCUGAGUAUGACCGUACCCAGUUCCAGAUCUCUAGGAUCAUUCACUUCAAGCUCUUCUUCCUGACAAAGGCCCGAAUACCACCAGAGUCCCAGCUGGAGGCCCUACUUCCCAUCCAGGUGCUACUGCCCCGGGAACGAUUCUAG
Gracilinanus agilis (Agile Gracile Mouse Opossum) is the source of this 1845-nucleotide messenger RNA. It is a transcript of the gene IQANK1, whose product is annotated as IQ motif and ankyrin repeat containing 1. Bases 1 to 1845 code for a protein of 614 amino acids. The transcript is spliced from 15 exons. NCBI's taxonomy places the organism in Eukaryota, Metazoa, Chordata, Mammalia, Didelphimorphia, Didelphidae. Gene Ontology annotation, biological process: regulation of barbed-end actin filament capping. Gene Ontology annotation, molecular function: protein binding. Gene Ontology annotation, cellular component: nucleus; cytoplasm. The record is from RefSeq and is a predicted model, not a curated record.